Molecule: messenger RNA, 180 nt
Organism: Suncus etruscus (white-toothed pygmy shrew)
Lineage: Eukaryota; Metazoa; Chordata; Mammalia; Eulipotyphla; Soricidae
Gene: ERLN
Product: small integral membrane protein 6
Exons: 1
Coding region: 1-180 (59 amino acids)
Source: RefSeq, a predicted model, not a curated record
AUGGACAUCCAGGCAAAGAACAGACAGGUGUGGAAGGACGAGUACUGGCUAAAUCCCUGGGACGAGGGUGCCCUGGCCAUCAUCUUCCUUUUCAUCACCAUGGUCAUGUUACUCAUCUUGUUGGCUGUGACCUUCGGCAACUUCCCUCUGUUUAAGAGGGAUGACUGUGAAGACCAGUGA